CGCUUUGCAGCUUAACACAGAUUCUCUUCUUCUUCCAUCCCAUGUUUAUAGCGAGAGACACACUGAGUCUCAUAAGUCACAACUCAGCCAACGACCCCGCUCUCUCUCUCUCUCUCUCUCUCUCUCUCUCUCUCACCGUGCUGUCUCUGGUUUCCUAGUGCCCCGUCCAAGGCGCUGAUUUUUCUGCUUUUACUUCUAUUGAUGAUGGUGUGCACAAGACUAAUAUAGCAAGCUUUGUCUUGUGACCACUUAGCGUCUCAUAUAAAGCAUACUUCUUCUAUACACAAUUGUUUGGGGGAUUCUCAUCUUCUUUUUUUCCUUUCCCCUUUUGGUUUUGGACGGUGUUUUGCAUGGUUCUUGGAACAAAUGGCCUUGGUAACAACUGCUGAAGUUUGCGACGCACACUCGCAGCUAAUUGGAAGUGGUGAUCUACGGGUGCUUGAGCCAAUAUUUCAGAUAUAUGGCAGGCGACAGGUCUUCUCUGGACAAAUAGUUACCUUAAAGGUAUUUGAAGACAACGUUCUGGUUCGUGGGUUUCUCGAGGAGAAAGGCAAUGGCAGAGUUCUUGUUGUGGAUGGGGGUGGAAGCAAGCGGUGUGCAAUAUUGGGGGGCAACCCUGUAGUUCAAGCUCAGAAUAAUGGAUGGGCAGGUAUAGUGGUGAAUGGCUGUAUAAGAGAUGUUGAUGAGAUUAAUGGUUGUGACAUUGGUGUGAGAGCUCUAGCGUCCCAUCCCAUGAAAGCCAAUAAGAAAGGGAUUGGAGAGAAACAGGUACCAAUUACCAUCGCUGGGACAAGGAUCUGCGAUGGGGAAUGGCUUUAUGCAGACACCGAUGGAAUUCUGAUUUCUCGUACCGAGUUAUCUGUAUAAGAGAUGGCUUAGGAAGGAAAACCGUGGUAUACAAGGAGCCUCUUGCAUCCAACCACUCACCUACUCAUCAUGUGAUUUAUUGUAAGAGAGCUGUUGUUGUACCAUGGUUACAGGAAGAUUUUCUCCUUUGGAAGACAAGUCUUUGCAGCAUAAAAAUGUACUGUCUUUGUUUAGUUGCUCCGAUGUUGUACCUUGUUUACCCUGCCGUGCUCAUUUUCCAACUUUGGAUUGUAUUAAUCCACAUUCCAUGAUAUUAAACCGUUAACUAUGCUUUUGGUUUCCCCUUCUCCUUCA
Molecule: messenger RNA, 1161 nt
Organism: Prunus persica (peach)
Lineage: Eukaryota; Viridiplantae; Streptophyta; Magnoliopsida; Rosales; Rosaceae
Product: putative 4-hydroxy-4-methyl-2-oxoglutarate aldolase 2
Exons: 3
Coding region: 367-867 (166 amino acids)
Biological process (GO): regulation of RNA metabolic process
Molecular function (GO): ribonuclease inhibitor activity
Source: RefSeq, a predicted model, not a curated record